AUGGCGGCUGCAUAUUUAAUAAUAAACGAACGGAGACUGUUACGGAGAGAGAGGUUGUUUAGGGAUAGAAACAAUCCUUUGGACUAUAUGGAUGACCGUGAGAUAAUUUCAAAGUUUAGACUGCCUCGUCAUUUGAUAUUGGACAUCUGUCAAAUGAUACAAAAUGACAUCACAAGGCCUACACGAAGGUCUCAUGCACUUCCACCAUCCCUGCAGCUUAUGGCUGCAUUACGUUUCUUUGCUACUGGUAACUUUCAAACAGUAACUGCCGACUUACAUGGAAUAAGCGCAAUAGACGGUACACAUGUGGGAAUAAAGUCCCCAUCAUUUGAAGAGCACGUCUUUGUGAACAGAAAAAAUUACCACUCUAUAAACACUAUGGCUGUGUGUGAUGCAAAACUGAAAUUCAUUAAUAUAGUAGCAAAGUGGCCUGGAUCAUCACAUGAUUCGUUUGUAUGGAACAAUUCCACCCUUUGUCAACUUUUUGAAAACAAGAAUAUCCCAAGAGGUUGGCUUUUAGGUGACAGUGGAUAUCCACUUAGAUCAUUUCUACUUACACCUGUUAUGAACCCAACUACACCCAAGGAGAAUGCCUAUAACACAGCACACAUAAAAACGAGAAAUGUAAUUGAAAGGUGUUUCGGAGUGUGGAAAAUGCGCUUUCGCUGCAUGGACACUUCUGGUGGUACUUUACAGUUUUCACCCAAAAGAACCUGCAACAUCAUAGUGGCGACUGCAGUUUUGCACAACAUUUGUGUUGAAAACAGAGUCCCAGAACCACAAGGCAGGCCUGUUAUUAAUGACGGUAAUGACUGUGUAUAUCGUGGAACCCUAAAUGAUGGAAAUGACAAUAGGAGACAGUUGAUUGAAGCUAGAUUUUAG
Molecule: messenger RNA, 882 nt
Organism: Saccostrea cuccullata (small rock oyster)
Lineage: Eukaryota; Metazoa; Mollusca; Bivalvia; Ostreida; Ostreidae
Product: putative nuclease HARBI1
Exons: 2
Coding region: 1-882 (293 amino acids)
Source: RefSeq, a predicted model, not a curated record